Molecule: messenger RNA, 504 nt
Organism: Ooceraea biroi (clonal raider ant)
Lineage: Eukaryota; Metazoa; Arthropoda; Insecta; Hymenoptera; Formicidae
Source: RefSeq, a predicted model, not a curated record
UCUCGACGAGGAGACAAGAAUGCAAUCGAAGGACGCGGAAAUAACAAAGCAGCGAAAAGUAAUACGAGAUCUUCAGCGGCGCCUGGCUGCUGCUGAAGCCGCAGUAAAAGCCGGAGAAGGAACGAGUCGAAACGAAUCGAGAGAAAUGCCACAAGUAACCACACCACCAAAGUUCAAAGAACAGUCCGAAGAGACAGAUAACAAGGAGAACGAAAGACCUAGACGUUGGAUGAAGAGCAAGUACGGACGAGGAGGUUGGCGUAGACGCGGAGGAGAAUGGCCUGGACGCGGACGUGGACGUGAUAAAGUUUAUCAUGUAACAUUUUAUUAGACAGUUAAGGAGAGAUGAUGUGCCAUAAAGUAUUAAUACACAUUUAUCCUUUCACUGAUCGGAUAUGUUUUCUACGGAGUCCUUUUUAUGGUAAGUUACGCAUAGGACGUUAACAUUUUAUAUUAUUUUAUUAUUAACGUUUAUAAAAAGAAAAUUAUUUAUAUGUUCACAGC